AUGGUCACCAGCCCGCUUCAUCUGGGCUCUCCAGAGUAUCUCGAGCGAAUGUCAAGCCCCGACUACUCUGCGGGUGACGACUCUUCUCCAGACUCACCAAUCCGCUCUCAACCAGUUCUCUACCCUUCUGCUGUGACAACUCCACGCUCCGACCAGCAGCGCUUUCAGACAGAUACAAACAUGAACGCGCAUAACUUCGCUCAUGAACGCAUGAUGAUCGACAACAUCCAUAGUAAAGAAGCCACACCUAUGCGCCAACGAAAACCAGAUCACAACAUGCAGCGAGACUUUCCCGAGAACGAGAGUCCCCCUGUACCCACUCGUCGGCACCGCAAACCCACAGAAGACACCAACGACAACAACAACUCCCCAGCAACCAGCUCAACCGCAAAGCCCACACCAAAGAAGACCAACAAGCGAGGCCGCCCCAGCACCAGCCGCUCGCUCACCAAGCCUACCACGAAAAACGACCCAAAAGCCAAAGAAGCACUAAUCCAAGACAUUGAAAGCUACUGGGGCAAAAACUUCAUAAAAGCCUACAUCCCCAAAUGCCACCGGCCGCUCGCCAAGCACAGCACAAGCGGCAAGCGGCUCGUCCCCCGGCGCUACGAAACCGAGCCCAAAAACUGGCUUCCGGCAACCCUCAAAGGCAUGCUGAUGAUAGCCCGGCAUACAGAUGACAAAAAGUGGCUGCGCAAGGCUAUUGGCGAUGUGGUGCGGUACCGCAUCAAGCACACGGGCAACCGCAAGCCGCAGCUCGUCACGACGGAUUUCGAUGUCAUUGACGAUAUGCUGGUGAAGGGGUGGAGUGUGGAAUAUGCGUUUGCGAUUCGGUAUAAGCAUUUGCUUGUGGGGCGGAAGGAGGAGCUGCGGGGAGAUGGGGAUGAGGAUGGGGAGGAGGAGGAGGAGGAUAUCGAGCAUAUUCUGCUUGUGAGCUCGAGCUCUGAGAACGAUGAGGAUGAAGAUGAGGAUGAGGAUGAGGAGAAUGGGGAUCGUGAGAAAGAAGACAACGGCGACGACGACAACGACGGCCUUGGACACCACUCCAGCACAAAUGCUAGAUCCAGAUUCUCCCCUUCUACUCCUCUCGAGCCCCGAAAAAAGAAUCUCAAACAUCCAUCAGCAUCAACACCACUCCACCAAACCGGCAUCCUACCUCCCCACCGCCCCUUCCAGCCCAACGACCAUGCAUAUCCGUACGGCGCCACCAUGGACCACUGGGGACGCCCCACACUGGGCUAUACAGGCUACCCGGGUUACCACAGUGAGCAGUACGCAGCAGGCUCUGCAGCGCGGCUCCGCGAGAAUGCGUAUGGAGCGCAGACGCACUCGCGGUACGGCAUGUUUCCGGCGCCGCCUGCGCCACAGGGCCGGUCUGCGAGGGGGAUGCUGCAUGGUAGAGUGGGAGAGGAACGUGGUGGUAACGGGGAAGACGGGGCGCAAGAUCAAAGUGGAGGUGAAGCGCGAGAAGAGUCCAUGGAAGAGGGAUUUGAGAGCAGCGGGAUUGUCGGGCGUGGAGACGGCGACGACAUGCGAGAUGAUGAUGAUGCUGAUGUCGAAGAUGAAGACGAUGAUGAUUUGGAUGCUGAACUCGCGGCUGCAGAAGCAGAGCUUAAAGUUGCGCGUCUGCGUGCUGCCAAGAAGGCGCGCAUGGCCAUGAAGAAGGAUGCUGGACGAUCGUCUGCAUGA
Messenger RNA from Exserohilum turcica Et28A, 1689 nucleotides. RefSeq lists its product as uncharacterized. The transcript is spliced from 2 exons. NCBI's taxonomy places the organism in Eukaryota, Fungi, Ascomycota, Dothideomycetes, Pleosporales, Pleosporaceae. The record is from RefSeq and is a predicted model, not a curated record. Bases 1 to 1689 code for a protein of 562 amino acids.